Molecule: messenger RNA, 4572 nt
Organism: Rhincodon typus (whale shark)
Lineage: Eukaryota; Metazoa; Chordata; Chondrichthyes; Orectolobiformes; Rhincodontidae
Product: nuclear apoptosis-inducing factor 1-like
Exons: 2
Coding region: 229-1371 (380 amino acids)
Cellular component (GO): nucleus
Source: RefSeq, a predicted model, not a curated record
CCCGGCGAUGCGACAAAGUUGUGACGCCGCAAAACCUCGUAUUUUUCAGACGCAGCAAAAAUGCGACGUCCCGUCCGAGUGCAAAUGCAACUUUAAGUCGCCAUCUUAAAGCUCCUGGUUUUUUAUUGAUCUGCACAUUCUCUUGAAACAAGAAACAAGCAGGCAGGACAAUAGGGUGCACAGCCUGCCCUCCUGAGUUACGCCGGAAUUAGCGAUCCGCUGCCACAAAUGGCACAGGAGGACGCCUUCCGCCGCCGCAAACUCAACUUCAACGAGGACGAGACCGAGAUCCUGAUCCGGGAAGUGACACUGCACCAGGAUCAACUCUUUGGAAGAGGGGAUACCAAACUGCCCCCGGGGGCCAAAAACAAGAUCUGGCUGUCCAUUCUGGCCAAGGUUAAUGCAGUGUCCAAGUGCACCAGGGACAUCGGGGACAUCAAGAAGAGAUGGUACGACAUGUGCCACCGCACCAAGGACAAGGUGAUCAAGUUGGCGCAGGAGGCGUUGCGGAACGAGAGAGCCAUCGCCCGGACCCCCCCGCGGCUGCGCCGGGGGGAGGAGGAGGAGGAGGAAGGUGACGAGCCCCCCUCGGCGUCCCUGGGUCACCCCCCGGCUGCCCCGGGCACCAGGGGAGGUGAUGACGGCAGCGAGCCCAGUACCAGUGGCGCCAGCCAGGACGGCAGCACAGUCACAACCAGCAGCCAACAUGCUGCCCCCUGCCAGUGGAAGAAGCCGCUGGCACUGCCCCUCCCUGUGGCUUGGCACAGCAGGCAGGUGCCACCAAUGCUCAGCCACCAAACUGGAGUGCAGUGGCCGCCAGUCUUGCUGUUCACACUGGGCCAGAAUGCUACGCGAGACAGCAUUCGGGAGCGACCCCCAGACCAUCAAGCAGGCAACACCUUCAGUGAAACCAUUGUGGAAGUGAAACAGGAAGACAUUAGUCCAAAUUUUGAUGCGGAUUAUUCUUCACCAGACAUUGCAUCACCACCGAAUCUUCAAGAAGAAAGGCCUCGAGGGAAAAGGUUACAUAAGCAAAUUUCAGAGGAAGAAUUCUUGGGCAUCCAGGAGCAACACAAUGUAUUACUUGGGGAUGGCAAUAAGGAGUUGCACGGUAUCAGGCAGGAAUUGAGAGAGCUACGGAUUGAUCUUCAAGAAUUGGCUGCAGGCAUCCGGCAACCCCUGGAGCGGCUUGCAGAUUGCAUCCAGGCUCUCCUUCCAUUGUUGCAGCAUCCACCUUGUCCUCGUAGGAUAGAGAUGACUGACUCAUUUACGCAGCCCGACGAAGAAGAAACUGCGGAGUCUGGCUCUUCAUCAUCCCAUAGCCGACGGACGGAGCGCAAAACCUAUAAACGGCCAAAACUGGACAUGUAACCAGUCUGUAUUAGGCCAGGGGAUUUUUGCUUCUUUGAUUUCUGUCUUUGGUUGGGUCAAGUGUUUACCUCUCUAGGUGACUGCAUAACCCUAUCUAGUGACUUCCAAAAGUAAGUGUUUGACACUUGGUUCUGUUUACAUUAUAGUGGUAUCGCAAGGAUUUUAGGAAAAUGUUAUAAUGAGAGUAUGAAGUUUCAUGCCAUCUGCACUUAAACAAUGGGAAGAAAAGAAAUAACACUACAGUUAUAAUCUAGAUUGUGUGUUGUGAGCUGUGUCUGCAUGGGCUACUUUGAGCUUGGGUAAAUUGCAGAUCUACAUACCUAUGUGGCGCUGAGUUUUUCAAUGUAAUGAAUUAAAUUUUUCACUUUGUACCAUACUGAUUAAAUUAAAUGCCAGUGAUUCUCAGCAACUUCUAACACAGUUUAAAGAGUACAGUUAAUCGAAAACAGUAUUGUUUCAUUGUGGAAACAAUAGCUAAGCAAACGUCUCUAAAAUAGCUGAGUUAACAUCCUGGAAAUGGAGACAGGAAGUAGAGAAUGAAUAAAUAUUAAAACUUAAAUUAUUUGAUCAAUCACUUACAUCACACAAGCUUCAGACAAACGGUAAUGAGCAUCAGAGUAGACUAGUCUUUAUUUAGUAUGUUAAAGAAGUAAUUUUAAAACUUUAGUGUCCAUAUACACCCUAACAAAAUACAUCUAAUUGGUCUGAUUUUACUCAAACAUUGACAUUUUUAAUGUCAUUUUGGAAUUACUUUGGCAAAAUUUAACUAUAUUUAUGAUAAAUUGGAACUUUGGGCAACUGAGAAAUAAGCACUCUCAUCUAAAUUUAGAAAUGUUUUCAGCAUUUAUUCCCAUCACACAGCCAUAGACCCAUGGUGCAGAAAGAGGUCCUUUAGCCUACCAUGUUACCAAACAAAGAGACCUUGGGGUGCAGUUUCGUAGUUCCUUGAAAGUAGAGUCACAGGUAGACAGGAUGGUGAAGAAGCUAUUUGGUAUGCUUGCCUUCAUGUUCAGGGCAUUGAGUAUAGGAGUUGAGAUGUCAUGUUACAGCAAUACAGGACAUUGGUUAGGCCACUUUUAAAAUACCAUGUACAAUUCUGGUCUCCCUGCUAUAGGAAAGAUGUUGUUCAACUUGAAAGGGUACAGAAAAUGUUACAAUAUCUUUGAUGAAAGAACACGGUCCUGAAUCGUGUCUUGCUGUCUCCCAGAUCUGCAUGACCUGCUGAGUAUGUCCAGCAUUUUCUGUAUUUAUCCCAACAUGUAGCCAGGAUGGAGGGUUUGAGCUAUAGAGAGUGGCUGCGUAGGACUGUAGGAAGAGGUAGAGGAUGGUACAAUUACAACAUUUAAAAGGCAUCUGGAUGGCUACAUGAGUAGGAAGGAUUUAGAGGAUAUGGGUCAAAUGCUCACAAAUGGGACUGGAUCAGUUUAGGAUAUCUGGUUGGCAUGGACCAGUCAGACCAAAGGGCCUGCUUUCGUGCUGUACAUCUCUGUGACUCUAUGUUUGUGUCAGGUCAUUAAGCAUCUAUCUGUCCUAAUCCCUUUGUGCAGCACCUCGCCCACAGUGUUGUAUGCAAUGGCACUUCAAAUGUUCAUCUAAAUACUUUUCAAAUGUUGUAAAUAGUUCCUAUCUCUCCUACCCUUUUAGGCAUUGAGUUCCAGAUGCUCACUAGCUUCAAAGUGAAAAAAAAAUUCUCCUUAAUUUGCCCUCUAACCUGCUCCUGGAAACUGAUCCCUCUACUAAGGGGAAAAGAUUAUUCCUAUUGAUCCUGUCUGUGUCCUUCAUAGUUUUGUACACUUCAAUCAGGUCUUCCCUCAGCCUUCUCCAAGGAUAACUCAUUAAGACAUACCACUAAUCAAAUGCACUGGAAUUCCUAGCGAAGACUGAGAUAUCUCUUUUGUCCAGGCUAAUAAUUACCUUGACCCCUGCCUCUUUUGUAUAGCAAACAAUCUCAAGGAAACUUGCUUUUGUGACUGUUUAUACAAUCGUGGCAGCUUUGGUCUGCUUUGCACUCCUCUAUUUUUAAGACAAAUGAUCAGGACAUAUUUAACAUCAGAACAUCCCAAUUCUGCAACAGGUUCAAUGAAUUCAGGAUAGUGUUGCCUGUUUGCAGAGAGGACAAGAAAAAACUUGUUUCUUCAGUGCUGAAAGAUUUAAUGAACUUAAAUGAAAGUUCAACAAAUGAAAGAAAAAAACAUAUUGGGAUAAAUACAGAAAAUGCUGGAAAUACUCAGCAGGUAGUGCAGAUCUGGGAGAGAGCAAGACACAAUUCAGGACUGUGUUCUUUCAUCAAAGAUAAAAUAUAUUGCACAAUAAAUAAUAUGAAUUUUCAGUUGACAUUUAAGUAGGAUACAAGCAUUUUGAAGACCUAAGGAAUCAUAUUUUAUUUCCCAAAUAUUAAUUAGCGUUAUUUCUUUUAGAGUUUCAGAGAGAAAACAGUUUAGCUUCCAGAUCUAACCCUGCUUUGGUUCAAUUGCAUGGUUUCUCGUGAGCGAGCUUUGAGAGGCUUUAAUUGUUUUGUGAUGGAUAUUGCAAAGACUAAAUUUCUGAUGUUAUAGUAAAACGGCUGAAAGUAUCCUGAAGUUUACUGUUUUUUAACAAAUUGUGUCAUUUUAAUUUAGUGCUCUGUUUUAAAGGUUGCAUCAGCCUUCAUAGUUACAUUAAUUGAGAGCCAAGCUAAGGAAUUGAAUCAGUGUAUCAAAUUGUUGUGUUUUAGCUGUGACCUCAGUUGCAAUUACUGCUUUUGUGUAUCCUAACUGCAACAAGCAUUCUAAAAAUUACUGCCUUUGUGUAUCAUAAUUUGUACACAAAAACCAGGGUGGAUUCAAAAUGAAGAAACCAAAAUGCUGCUGGAAAUCUGGAAGAAUCAGAAAAUGCUGGAAAUACUCCACAGUUCGGAUGAAGAGAGAAAAGAGAGUCAACAUUUUGGUUGAUGACAUCUCGAUUAAAUUAUUGUUUACGUUCAAUACUGCUUUCAGCUGCCUAGGCCCCCAAGUUCUGCAUUUCCACCUUCCUCACCCUCCCAAAGCUCUCCUUCUCUCUUUCCACCUUGAAGACCAUCCUUAAAACCUACUACUUUGACCCAACUAUUUGAUAGUUUGCCCUAAUAACUCCUUAAGUGGCUCAAUAUCAAAUUUUGUUUGAUAAUGCUCCUGUAAAGUGCCUUGAAAUGUUCUAUCACAUUAAAGGUGCUGUAUAAAUGUA